AUUCACCGCGGGCAAGGUCGCAGGUUUUCAAACUCGCGCGCGAGCUGCAGCACGGUGCAAAAUUCGAAAGUUCAACGUUGGGGUUUUUUUUUCGUUCGUUUUUUUUGCUUCUUGGGGAGUGAGUUGUAACAAGUGAAGUUUGAAGAGGCAAUCAACCCCAAAAGAAGAUCUUCGCGAGCAAGUGUGACGUGUGAUUACCGCAUCAACUUCCUGUGAAAGUGAAAGGAAUUUAAUUAUCGCCAAUUGUAGCCUACCUUAAGGGGUGGGGGACGUAAUUGCCGGUCCCAAUCAAUCAGGGGAGUUGCGCCCACGUGAGUGUCACGUCCCCAAAGAGGACCACUUUGGGACAACAGUUGUGUGCCAGGUGGUUGUGCCCGCCCUCAGACAGGAAUUUAAUAAGAACGGCAAACCCCUAACCUUAGUUGAGGUGUGCGGGUCUUCGCACGCCCACCAAUUUGUACCAUCCGCCAGGAAGCAGGGAACAAGUCUGGCAUUAAUGAAGAAGGACUUCUCGGAUUAGUUUUCAAAAAGCCGUAAGAGCCAUUGGUAAACAAAGUCCUUUUUGCAUCGGUAUUCAGCCUACUUACGAAAAACCAAUAUCAAAAAUGCUUGAGAUUGUUCAUCUACACGUCCAUCAAGUGCCCCAAACUCAAACUAAAUGAAAUUUUGUUUAAUUUUGGAGAAAAACGAAAAUUAGUGUCAGAGGUCACGGUGGCUCUUACGGCUGUUUGAAAACUCACCCGAGACUUGUCCUUUAGUUUGGACGGAUAACAUCGUGUCAAAGGGUGGCAUCGAGGGGUGGUAUCUGGUACGUGAGAUGAUUCCGCCGUGUGGAAUCUGUCGGCGUAGGCCUAUGGUCUGAGACUGGAGGAGGAACACGUGUAAUCUAGCAGACAGAUCAGAAGCAGAAGCUGGAGAAGGAGGAUAGAUACUUCAUUUGCAUAUCUUCCAGCCAAGUCGCAGAAUGUGGAAUAUGGCCUACAAUGGACUGUCCCAGCACGUGGACUUUGUCCGGCUGCCCAACCCGGGCGAGCGGUUCGAGCUGCUGGACCUGAUUGGCGAGGGCACCUACGGCGAGGUGUACAGCGCCAAGGACAAGCACAACGGCCGCAAGUUUGCCGUCAAGAUCCUCGAGAGCAUCGCCGACAACAUCGAGGAAAUCGAGGAGGAGUACCUCGUCCUGCGCGAUCUCUCCAAGCACCCCAACAUACCAGACUUUGCCGGCCUCUUCCUGAAACGGGGCCUCACCGUCGAAGAUGACCAGCUGUGGUUCGUGCUGGAGCUAUGCACCGGUGGCUCGGUUACGGAUCUGGUUCAAGGUCUGCGCAAUCGGGGCUCCCGGUUGAGCAACAACCAGAUCGCGUACAUCUUGCGCGAGACGGUGCACGCGCUGGUGUUCCUGCACGAGAACCACUGCAUGCACCGGGACAUUAAGGGACACAACAUUUUGCUGACGGAGAAUGGACACGUGAAGCUGGUGGACUUUGGGGUGAGUUCGCAUCUGGCGGCGACGAUGGCGCGGAGGAAUACCAGCGUUGGGACGCCGUACUGGAUGGCGCCGGAGGUCAUUGCUUGCGAGCAGCAGCUGGAUCAGUCGUAUGAUUCGAGGUGUGACGUGUGGUCGAUUGGGAUUACGGCGAUCGAGUUGGCGGAGGGUGAUCCUCCGCUGUGCGAGUUGCAUCCGAUGAGGGCGUUGUUUCAGAUUCCUAGGAAUCCGCCGCCGAAGUUGGGGCAUCCGGAACACUACUCGUCGAUGUUGUCGGACUUUAUCUCCGAGUGCUUGGUGAAGGACUUGGAGCAGCGACCUUUUUCGAAGGAGUUGGUAACGCAUCCGUUUAUGAAAGGAGUUGGACCGUACGUUGAACAGGUUAGGCAGGAGUUGAAAGCGGAGAUUCAGCGGCAGCGAUCGGAGGGACGGGCACCGAAGCAAGCGGAAGCCACUACCAAGUACGGCAAGCUUAAAUCUGAUCGUAAGACGAAACCUCAGAAGAUGUACAUGGACGACCUUGCUGCGCUGGACGUCCUAACCGAGGACACCAUCGUAGAGCAGCUUCAAAAGCGCUACGAAACCAACCAGAUCUACACGUACAUCGGUGACAUCCUGGUGGCGGUCAAUCCGUUCGCCAAGCUUGGCUUGUACACCAACUACCACCAGCGAAAGUACGCCGGGAAGACCCGUUCGGACAACCCGCCGCACAUCUUCGCCGUAGCGGACGCCGCUCACCAAGCGCUUGUCCACCAAAAGCAGAACCAAGCGAUCGUCAUCUCCGGCGAAAGCGGCUCGGGAAAGACCGAGAGCGCCAACCUCCUGCUCAAGCAGCUUGUCUUCCUCGGAAAAGCAGUUACCCGCAACCUCGAGGAGCGCAUCCUCCAGGUCAACCCAAUCAUGGAAGCGUUCGGCAACGCCCGAACCGGCAUCAACUCCAACAGUUCCCGCUUCGGAAAGUACCUGGAGCUGACGAUGGCCCGCAGCGGCAAGGUCAACGGAGCCCGAAUCUUCGUGUACCUGCUCGAGCAGAGCCGCGUCGUCAAGCAGGCCGAAGGCGAAGGCAACUUCCACAUCUUCUACUACAUGUACGACGGUCUACAAGCUGAGAAGCGUCUCGAAGAGUACUACCUUCACCCCUCGUACCGCAAAACGCAUCGUUACCUCCAGGAAACGGCCACCCUCCCCAAAACCAACGUCGAACGCUGGAAGCAGCUGCUUGCCAGCUUCAAAGUGCUCGGAUUCCGAGACGACGAAGUCGACAUGGUCAACCGAGUGCUCGCAGCCAUCCUGAACCUGGGCGACCUCGAGUUCGGCGAGAUGGACUCCAACGACAACACCGACAGCAAGGCGCGCGUCAUCGAUGUGGCGCCGAUGCAUCGGGUGUCCAAACUGCUCGGCGUGGAGUCGUCCGAUCUGCUGGAGGCGCUCACCUCGAACUCGGUCGUAACGCGGGGAGAAACCAUCACGCGGCACAACAACGUGGCGGAGGCUUGCACCGCGCGGGACGCCAUGGCAAAGGGGCUGUACGGACGGUUGUUCGACUGGAUGGUGAACCAGAUCAACCUACUGCUGGUGCACAAUCGGCCGAACAACUCGGAACAGCUGGCCGUUGGCCUGCUGGAUAUCUUCGGGUUCGAGAACUUCUCCAAGAACUCGUUUGAGCAGCUGUGCAUCAACAUUGCGAACGAGCAGAUUCAGUACUACUUCAAUCAGCACAUCUUUACGUGGGAGCAGCAGGAAUACAUGGCCGAGGGCAUCCCCGUCGACAUGGUCGAAUUCGCCGACAACCGUCCUGUGCUGGACAUGCUCCUGAGCCGACCCCUCGGCCUGCUCGCCCUCCUCGACGAGGAGUCACGCUUCCCGCGCUCCAACGACCGCUCGCUCAUCGAAAAGUUCCACAACAACGUCAAGUCCAAGUUCUACCAGCGGCCCAAGUCGGACGCCGUAUGCUUCGCGAUCCACCACUUUGCGGGCCGCGUGGUGUACCAGGCGGACGGCUUCCUCGAGAAGAACCGCAACUUCCUGCCGGCGGAGAUCAUCCAGCUGAUCCGGCAGAGCCAGUACGACAUGAUUCGCUUCCUGUUUCAGUGUCCCAUCACCAAGACCGGUAACCUGUACUCGGCCAUCCAGGACACCGGAUCGCGACAGAACGUGUCCAACUUUAUCAAGGUUGAUACCAAGGAAAAGUUCAACUCCCGCGGACUGGCAUCGCAGUCGAGGGCCCAGCAAACGGUGGCCACCUACUUCCGCUACUCGCUGAUGGACCUGCUGCAGAAGAUGGUAACCGGGGCGCCCCAGUUCAUCCGCUGCAUCAAGCCGAACGAGACGAAGGCGGCGAAGAACUUCGAGCCGGCCAAGGUGCUGAAGCAGCUGCGCUACACCGGCGUACUGGAGACGAUCCGCAUCCGGCAGCACGGGUUCAGCCAUCGGCUCGCGUUUGCUGAGUUCUUGAAGAGAUACUACUUCCUCGGUUACGGAUUCGAGGAACGUGUCGUCGCUAGCCGAGAAUCGUGUCGUUUACUUUUAGUACGCCUAAAAAUGGAUGGAUGGGCGCUCGGGAAGUCCAAGGUGUUCCUCAAGUACUACCACAUCGAGUACCUGUCCAAGCUGUACGAGGAGCACGUCCGCAAGAUCGUUCUGGUGCAGGCCUGCGUGCGCCGCUGGUUGGCGAAGGCGUUCUGCAAGCGCGAAAAGCAACGGCUCGCCGUCGUCAGUGCCGUGACGCUGCAGAAGCACGUCCGCGGCUGGUUGACGCGUCGCCGCAUGAACAAGCUGAUUCGCGAGAAGCAGGAGCGGGAACGGGUGGAGCGCGAGCGGGCCGAGAAGGAACGGAUCGCGCGGGAGAAGAAGAACAAUGAGCAAAACAAAGCGAAACAGGCGUUUGCCAAGGCGAAGCUGAUCCACCAGAUGUCGAACCACGAGCUGAUCAAACCAGCGGAGCGAAGCCAGAACGCCGUUGACGUGAACAACAAGGAGAACGAAAAGGCCGCCAUCGUCAUCCAGAGCUACUACCGGGGCUACACGAUCCGCAAGAUGAAACUGACACCCGAGUUGGAAGCGAAAACCAAGUACAUCUUGGGCAUCGCCAAGAACCGCGUCGAAGCGCAACGGAUGAUGCAAAAGGAAGGCUUCUCCAAGGAGGACGCCGCCCGAAUCAUUCAGCGCUACUACCGCACCCACAAGAGCAAAAACGACGGCUCGCGAAGGAAGGGCCCAGCCCCCCAGCCGGUGAAGCCCCUCUCCGCGAAAGACCAGCAGAUCGAUCUGAUUGCGUUCUCGCAGAACGUGCACAUGCUGAACCAGGAGGUGCACAAGAAUCUGCGCGCCAACAAGACCGGCGUACCGCUGGAUGCCAUAGAGAAGCUACCGAGCGACUACAAGCGGCCGCCGGGCUUCGUGCUGGUGCCGGGACUGCUGGGAACGGUCCCGGGUGGUGGCAACGGGGGCAGUACCGCAGGUAGUGGGGACUACUCAAAGUACAGUUCGUUCCGCAGCGCGGAGUGUGACCACGAGAUGACCAAAGAGCUGAUUCAGAGUCCAACCACGGCCCAGUCGUGCUCGGAGUUCGACGAGAUCUCCCCGUGGGACAUGCCCUUCUACGAGCUGGAACGGAAUCUGCGCUCGCAAAGACAACGGAAUCAGCAGCAGCAGCAUCAGCAUCAAUACCAGAACCACCAGCACCAGCCCAGGGUGGUGGACAUUAAUCGUAACGAGAUCCUCGGCGAACGCAAGGUGGAACUGAGCGAACGCAAACAGCAACUGUCCCACAACUGGCACCAGGCGUUCCAGGCGAGCGAGGUGGCCCAGCGGGGUGCGGCCGACCAUCAGCAGCAUCUCCAGCAGCAGCAGCAGCAGCAGCAGCAUCAGUACCAGAACCAGCAGGACAAUAAAUUCAAGGGGAUGGUCAGACCCACCAACCACGCCGAACCGGCCCCCAUCCGGCACAUCCCGGCGUUCAGCUACCUGAACCCGAACGGUCACCAGAUCCUGCGCUACUCACCCAACUCGGCCGAUCCACAAUCAUCAUCCACCGGUGGCGCUCCAUCCCCGUACCGCAGUAGCGACGGCAGCGGCCACCGUUACCACGACAUGCCUUCGCACCAUCUGCUGCAGGAACAGCAGCAAACGCCACCACUUCCGGCUGGAAAGAGUAAGAAGAGCUCCAAGAGUGAGAACAAGGCAAAGGAGAAGGAGAACAAGGAGCGCAAGAAGAAGGAAAAGAAAGCGGCCAAGAAGGAGAAGGAACGGUCGGCGAGUUCGAGCAACUCGACGGCGGUGAGCAGCGGGGAUAAGGUGAGGAAGGAGUCCAAGAAGGGAAGUCGGGCACCGGCGCCGAUUCCGCCGCCGCAGCAGGUUCCGCAGAAGCGGUUGAUUGAGCAUCAUGAAUAUCAGAACAUUUCGGAGGAGACUAAGAUUGAUAGCAAGAGUCCGGUGAUGAGGAUGUUUGGGGAUACGAACUUCUUGCUGAAUCAUAGGAGGAAGACCUCCGGUCAGCAGAGUCAGACUCAGCAGCAGCAGAAGGAGAGUGGUCUCAGCUGUGGCCAGGGCGUUUGCGAGCUGCUGAAUGGCGUGUAUCGUUUCUCCCCGCACGUGACCUCCUUCGCGGAGCUCGAGUCCAACAAGAGCAACGUCAGCACGCCCACGUUGAUCGUUGGCGGAAAGGGAUCGUCGGCGGCGACCUCCACGAACCACUCGCACCCCUCAACGCUCGACCCGAAAGAGUACCAGAACUUUAACGUGUCCAAGUAUCUCAACAUUGACGUCAAGACGCCGAAUCUGCGCAAGAACCACGUUCACGGGCAUCACCAUGGUCAUCACCACAUCAGCUCGAACGCGAGCAGUUUGAGUUCGGGGAGUAGCGGAAGCAACUCGCUGAACUCGUUUGACUCGGUUGAGCAGGCGAUCAUCUUUCAGAAGAACAAGAAUCCGGACUCGUACCUGGGGCCGUUUAACUUCCGGCAGUUGUUGAGGCCAACGCAGGGGCCGACGGAGUCGUUGCGGAAGCGGAAGGGCAUUAAUCCGCCGUCGCCGCCGCCGCUGCAGCGGGGGAAGAGUUGAAUGGGGCGGAGUUUGAAUUUGUGAAUUUGGUCAAAAUUGUUCGGAUAGACCUACUCGUUUUGCGUUCACCCGGAGGGGUUUUGAGCGACGUGGGGGAUGAGGUAAUCAAUCUUCUUUCUGGAGAUAUUUCUACUAGAAGUCUCUACUAGAAGCACAUUUGAUCUCGUAGUUUGUAGGUGCACGGUUUAUCGAAUCUGCUGUCUGCUACUUUUCCGUUUGAAGUGGAGGAGGUGAGCAAUUCUGUGAGAAAAAUUGAAUCGAGGAAACUUUGUUUUUACCGUUCUUUGGUGGAUUUCAAAAAGUAUACAAUAGUAUUCUUUUUGGGGGAAAUUUAAUUCUAUGGUUUAUUUCCUAAACAGUAAAAUUCAUCAGUAAAUUUUAGAAACUUUGUGUAGCUUGAAAUAAGGCAUAUAUUCUUAGAAAUUUUAAUCGAAAUGAGUUUUAAAAUCUGUCAAAAUUGGCAUCAAAUUACCGAAAGUGUAUUGAUGAUUUAAAAUUUAUAUUGCUGCCGAAGUAUUAUAAAAUUUCCUUAAUAUCAGUAAUUAGUAAUGUGAAAAAUAAAUAUAACAACCAAAUUGAAAAAAAGGAUAAAAAUCAAAAUUCAAAUAUCAAGCCCAACCUUCAUUUUUUUUAAGCAAAUAGUAUUGAAUUUAUUAUAUACCAAUGAAUUUAUGAAAAUAUUUGUUUCCAAAAUUCUAAAUUUGCUAAAUUUUUAAAAGCAUCUUAUUUGAUUAAAAAUGUGUACAUAAAUAGUUGUUUCCAAUUUAUGUUAACAAUCAAUUCGACAAGUUUUUCAAAUGAAAAUUUCGAUUUUUCCGAAGAAAUCUGAGAGCAAUAAAAGCCCAAACUAUCUUUUUUUUUCUCUGAGAAACGUAAACAAUGCAAUAAAAACUUAUUUUUAUCCUUAAGACUUUGUGAUGCUUUUUAUUUUUAGUUGAUUUGACUUUUUAAACAUUUUUGCCUUCCUCCUUUCGAACCAAUCAACAAAAACUUCCAUUAUUCGAUUCUAUUAUAAUAUUUGUCUGCCUUUGUGGAUCAAUCGGACCGCGCACUGGACUCACAAUCCAGAGGUCGCCGGUUCGAAUCCCGAGGCGGACGCAAACAAAUUCUAAGUGUAAAAUAUAGGUAUUCGGUGCCCUCUCCCCGUGCCCAUACCUUCACACUUAGGAGACCCGGGAGGCGGAGUCUUGUCGCAAAAAGAACGAUACACGCCUGUGGAUCCGUUGACGAAACCGCAAGGUUUAAGAGGGCCACAUUAUAAGGUGUUACGUCGAUUCCGUUUUCAUAAUAUUUGCAUGUUUUUUUUAUAAUUGUCUUUUAAGGACAAAACCCAAAAUUCACUUCACUCUCAAGUGUUCCAACUGAUUUCUAGAUGAGAACAAAAGAUGAUACGUUUUCAUUGAAUGAUGAAUAAUUUAUUUGUUCUUUGAUCUUAUGGUUGAAAUGGAAUACAUUAUUAUUAUUUGUAAUUUAAACUUUAGACAUGAUGUUUUUUAAAUAAAUUUUUCUUGAUAAUGAGUUUAGAUAGAUAAAUGAGAACUGGAUAAAAUGUGUUAAAACAUAUUUUUGAGCUCUUCAAAACAAUUUUAUACCGUUAUUAUUAUUGCUUUUAUAAAAGAUUUUUUUUGUUUGUAGUAUUGGCCGAAUUUUAUUUUUAAUUUUGCAAAAUAACGUCGAAAUGGUGCAUAUUUUGACACCAUUUUGACAAAAUAUCAAUAAAAUAACAUUAUGCAAACGUGAAAAGAGUUCGUAAAAUUUUUGAAAAGAAGCUUUAUUUAAUUGCUUUUAUUUUCUUUUUUUUUUCUUUUUAUUUUUAAUUGACAAAACAUAGAUUUCCUAAAUUCCUUUUUUAAGUCGUUUAAUUCACAUGAUUUACUGCAAUUAUUUUUUAUCAUUUAUUCAAUCUAUUUUUGCGAUUUUUUAAAUAUCAUCUGUUGUCAGAAGGAAUUAAACUGAAAUGAAUUUAUAUACAUAUUUUUAUAACCUCAAACCAAUUUGACCCAGUUUUGUUUCUUUUAAAGCAAUAGACCACAAUUUAAAAAAAAAUCGAAAAAAAAAAUAAAAAAGUUUGAAAAUAUUGCAAAAAUACAUGUGUAUUACAAAAUAAUUAUUGAAAAUUCAGAAAUCUAUAUUUUGUAACAAAAAAAUAUAUUUACUGAUAAUAGAAGCAAAUUGAAUGUAUGCAAUUAAGCUUCUUGUCAAAAUUAACAUCAUAUUUUGAACUUCGUUUAAAUUGAAAUUCGAUAAAUAAAAAAAAUAGAAUUGAAUGAUCAAAUAUCCCUUCAGUUUUCUAUUUUCUUGAUAAAUUUAGAAACAGAAGAGGGCAAACAAAGAGAGAAAAAAUAAAAUCUAAAUGGUCUUAGACAAUAAUAAAAUUUAUUGUCCCACAACACAAAGUUUUUUUAAAGGUCAUUCUUUAAAAAACAUGUUUGAAAUUUUUGAUAUUUUUUUUCAAAAUUAAAUAUUUAAGUUUUACAUAGCCAGAAAAUGUCGAAAAAAAUUCUAUUCAAAUUUUUGACAGCUGAUUUUCUGAUUCAAAUUUGCUCAUGGAAUCGCUCAGUUUUGCUAAAUUGAUAUGAAAAGAAAACCUACCAACUCGAUUAAUCUCUACAACUUAAACAAGGAAACAAAUUGAUCGGAUCAAAGUCCCAAAACACGUAGGGCUGCUCGUCCUUUUCCUUUUUUCCCUAAGGCAAAUCCUCAUUUAUUUUUGCGGUUCGAAAAUUAGGCAAGCAAAUAAACAGGGCAAAGAUGAACGUGAAACGAUUCAGGUCUAUCCGCAUUUCCGAAAAUGUACGCUAUCUUCGUAGUUUUUUUUCAGUUGAAGUGGAAUUGAUAUUAAUUUUACGUUUGAGUUUAUAUGUUUUGUUUGUCCAACUUUCGGGGGUUUCGGUACACGCAAGCACACAAACAAUUACACCUACACACAAUCAUUAGUUAGCCGCCGUAGGGAUAAGCUAUUACUCGCACUCAGUAAAGAGUUACCUAAACUUAACUUUUCCCUCAUCUUUUCCCGCUCGCAUAAAAAGAAACUGGCCGCGAAGCAGAACUGGGUUGUCUUAUCUCGCCGUUUUCCACCAAUUGCGCGUGUUUGGAAAGGGGCAUUUAAUGAGUCAGCACAGAAGUGAGCAAUCGAGAAAAAUGGAAUUGAAAUCCACCGAAAAGCAGCAAAUAGUACAAAAUCUUGAAAUUUGAGAAUGCUUAUCGUGGUCAGUUUUAAGGUGAAACGAGUGGAAUAUAGUCUUUUGUUUUCUGGUUUCUUGAAAUUGUUUGACGCAGUUUUUAUAAUUUAUUGCCUAUCUUAAUUUAACUAUGUUUUUCGUGUUCUACUUGUAAUCUGUUGUUUUGUUCGUUCUUUGUUAUAUCUACCGUUUAGUUUGUAAGCUAGAACUUAUUCUAAAGGAAACAAUCAGCCAAAGUUUGCGCUGGAAAGUAAAACUUGUUAUGUUAACCAAACUCUGUCGUUAUAUAAAAUAUGGAUGGUUGUUAGUUGUUAAGCACACACCUACAUAACACACUCAUACAUUCACACUGAUUUUGGGGGUAGUCUGUAACGAUGGUAUAAAUCUAAAUAAAACAUAAAAAUCAAUGUAAAACUCAUGGACUCACCAAACUACACCAAAAACUAGAAUGGAACUAAAUAAA
Molecule: messenger RNA, 10192 nt
Organism: Culex pipiens pallens (northern house mosquito)
Lineage: Eukaryota; Metazoa; Arthropoda; Insecta; Diptera; Culicidae
Product: myosin-IIIb-like
Exons: 13
Coding region: 965-6547 (1860 amino acids)
Biological process (GO): protein phosphorylation
Cellular component (GO): myosin complex
Molecular function (GO): protein kinase activity; protein binding; ATP binding
Source: RefSeq, a predicted model, not a curated record